This is a messenger RNA of Artibeus jamaicensis (Jamaican fruit-eating bat), 955 nucleotides long. RefSeq names its product Fas apoptotic inhibitory molecule (gene FAIM). The record is from RefSeq and is a predicted model, not a curated record. Gene Ontology annotation, biological process: positive regulation of neurogenesis; negative regulation of extrinsic apoptotic signaling pathway via death domain receptors; canonical NF-kappaB signal transduction. The transcript is spliced from 6 exons. NCBI's taxonomy places the organism in Eukaryota, Metazoa, Chordata, Mammalia, Chiroptera, Phyllostomidae. Bases 255 to 857 code for a protein of 200 amino acids.
GGAGUGUGUUCCGGGCGUGUCCGGACGGCAGGGCCGUGAUCAAAGGCGGGGACCGGAGUCCCUCGCGCCCCUGCCUAACCAGGCCCUUCGAUCAGCCGCUCCAGCCUCCGGAAGGCCUUGUCCCCCAACUGUAAAGUUAAUAUUGUACUUUUCGAAGUUGAAUAUUAUUGUUGAGAAAGUGGAAAAGCACAAGGAAAGAAGCACAUGAGCCGAAUCCCGGCACUCCGGAGACAACCCGGACUAUUUUGCCAACCAUGGCAUCUGGAGAUGACAGUCCUAUCUUUGAAGAUGAUGAAAGCCCCCUGCAUAGCCUGGAAAAAAUGACAGAUCUUGUAGCCGUUUGGGAUGUUGCUUUAAGUGACGGAGUUCAUAAGAUUGAAUUUGAACAUGGGACCACAUCCGGCAAACGAGUAGUAUAUGUAGAUGGGAAGGAGGAGAUAAGAAAAGAAUGGAUGUUCAAGCUAGUGGGCAAAGAAACCUUCUGUGUUGGAGCUGCAAAGACAAAAGCAACCAUAAAUAUAGAUGCUGUCAGUGGUUUUGCUUAUGAAUAUACCCUGGAAAUUGAUGGGAAAAGUCUCAAGAAGUAUAUGGAGAACAGAUCAAAAACCACCAAUACAUGGGUAUUACAUUUGGAUGGUGAGGACUUCAGAGUUGUGCUCGAAAAAGACACCAUGGAUGUCUGGUGCAACGGUAAAAAAAUGGAGACGGCAGGCGAGUUUGUAGAUGAUGGGACAGAAACUCACUUCAGUAUUGGGAACCACGACUGUUACAUAAAGGCUGUCAGUAGUGGAAAGCGGAAAGAAGGGAUUAUUCAUACUCUCAUUGUGGAUAAUAGAGAAAUCCCAGAGACUUCUUGAAUGACUUCAUGUUAAUGAAAAUCUUAAGAAGUGACAAUCAGGACUUUUAAAUACUGUGGUAAAUAAAAAUGUUCAAUAUGUACUUCUCAGUACAUUUA